This is a messenger RNA of Cylicocyclus nassatus, 2459 nucleotides long. Lineage: Eukaryota; Metazoa; Nematoda; Chromadorea; Rhabditida; Strongylidae. The record is from the annotation of a GenBank genome assembly.
AAAGAAUCGAUUUACACGUUUCACACUAGAGAAACGAUUUCAACCCAUGUUAUUUAUUAAGAUUUUUCUCGUUGAUCGAGUGAUCCUAGAAAAUGUCGUCAUCCAACUAUACUUCGUCCGAUGAUGAAGAUAAGAAGCCAAAGGUUUCUGAUGAUUCUGAUGGCUCUGCCAAGAAAAGUAAAAAGCGACCAACACGAAAUACAAGCAACAAGGCGAUCAUCGAAAGUGCUGGCUCUUCUGAUUCGGACAAUACUGACUCGGAUGAUGGCUCCGACAGCGACGGUGGACGUGCUGCCUCGAGUCGAAAACGAAAAGGAUCUGCGUCAUUGGGGAAGAAGGGAGCUGCUUCUACAAACGCUAAGCGAAAGCGGGCCAUGAGUGAAGAAAGCGAUCGGGGUGAGAUGGAUGACGAUUUGUUUGCUGACGAAGAGGAUCGAAGGCAAGUAAUGGCUAUGAAUGAGAAGGAUCGAGAACAAGAGAUUUUCAACCGUAUGGAACAACAAGAAAUGCGUCGGACAAGAAAGCAAAUAGAGGAAAAGUUGGCAGCUGCUAAGAAUGCAUCUGCUGGAGGUACGGAAAAGAAAGAUAAAAAAGAGAAGAAAGAAAAGAAACGUAAGGAGGAAAAGAAGAGGAUCAACGAAAGCGAUAGCGAUGAAGAAAAACCUCAGUCCUCUCGAGCCCAUACCUCGCAUAAUACAGCCAAGACCAAAGCUGCUCCUGCUUCAGAUACUGAUUCUGAAGUAGAUAUGAAAUUCCAUCGACCAUCAGACAUUCAUAAAAAGGCCACACAAAAGAAUGCUAUGGCAGAUCUUUUGGCCAAGAGAAAAGAUAAGGAAACCAAAGCAGCAAAGAAAGCUGCGCUUUCCUUCGAUGCCGUGUUUGGAAAAGACGAUAGUGAUGGCUCAUCCUCAUCGUCGUCAUCUUCUUCGUCGAGCGCUUCAUCGAGAUCGUCUUCUCGGGAGUCUUCACCUAGGAGAGAUGCGGGUAGCGAAGAUGACGAAGCAAAAGCUGAGGCUAGACGGGAGGUGGAAACGGUGCAGGAGCUAGCACGAGCUCGAAUGUCUCGGUACAAAAUUGCAAAAAUUGUUUAUGCUCCAUUCUUUGCGAAGACUGUUAUUGGCUGUUUUGUGCGAGUCGGAGCUGGUGGAUAUGCGGGAAAGUCCCGAUAUAGGCUUUCCCAAGUUAUGGAUGUGGUGGAAAUGAAUAGAGUUUAUACUUUCGACAAUCUCAAGACCAACAAGGGAUUGAAACUGAAAUAUGGCACCGAUGAACGUGUUUUUCGCAUCGAAUUCGUUUCGAAUGCUGAAUUUGGCCAAGAAGAGUUUUCUGAUUGGAGAGCUGUCACCAAAGAAGAGUGCGGUUCGUUACCGACUAUGGACCAUAUAGAAAAGAAGGAGCAAGAUAUCAAGAAAGCCAUGAAUUUCAACUACACUGAUGAGGUUAUAGAAUAUAUAGUGAAUGAGAAAAAGAAGUUUUCUGAUACGGUGAAAAACUUCGCCAUGACAAAAGGCGAGCUAAUGAAGAAGAAGGAAAUCGCCGAACAAACAGGCGACCAUGAAGCAGCACGUCGUAUUCAGCGUGAGUUGGAGGAAUUGGACUCAAGGGCAGAACGAGCGGAGAAAAAGCGAUGUGCGGAUAUAUCAGCGAUCAACUGGAUAAAUCAACGAAAUCGUAAUAAGAUGAAGGAACAAUUCUUGAGUAAUAAAGUUGAGAUCGAUAUCGAAAUGCAGGAUGAUCCAUUUACGAGAAAAAAGGAAAGGAUGAAGGUAGUAGCUGGUAAAUCGGGAGCUGCUGCGCUGGAACAUGCUGCAAGCACAUCAACAGCCACAUCAUCUACUCUUGCACCGAAAACUACCACACCUAGUGGCCGGCCACCAGUGCAGUCAAAAAGUGCUAGCAAUCUGUUCGAUUUGCACAGUAGCAUAAAGAAGAUCGAUUUGGAUAUAGACUUAGGAAAGCUAACAAGACCAGCGACAAGUAGUGCGCGACUAGAGGAUACGUUACAUUUGCCAACACCUCGUCCUACAGCGCCGCCACCUUCUUCAGGAACAAGACCAUUAUCGUUGGAAGAUUAUCGGCGACGUAAGGCUGCAGCGGCUCACGCACAGUAAUGUAAGACCUUUAUUUACUAAAUUUUGAUCGUAUUGGUUUUUUCAAAUAUGUGUGUUCGCAUACCCUGAUAGUGAUUGUGCUUCAAUAUUUGGUUUUAUUCGGUAUUUCCUCAUCAUACGUUCAAUUCUAGAAUUUGGUUUUUUGAGCUUAUCAUAAUGUAUUUUGUGUCGUUCUAUGUGUAUUUUGUACCGUAAAAAAUUAUGAUAUGGUCAAAGCAGCAAAAUUAUUAGGUUUUGUGAAUGUGUGAUUAGUGCGCAAUGAGCGGCUAUCGAUUAGCGUAUCGAUUGCUUUUAAUUUAAUGUCUUACAUGUUUGUCGAAUAUUUAUCGAUUAUAGUGUUGAAUAAAG